Messenger RNA from Megalobrama amblycephala (Wuchang bream), 2550 nucleotides. RefSeq names its product Cbp/p300-interacting transactivator, with Glu/Asp-rich carboxy-terminal domain, 4a (gene cited4a). The transcript is spliced from 2 exons. The record is from RefSeq and is a predicted model, not a curated record. Gene Ontology annotation, cellular component: nucleus. Gene Ontology annotation, biological process: regulation of DNA-templated transcription. NCBI's taxonomy places the organism in Eukaryota, Metazoa, Chordata, Actinopteri, Cypriniformes, Xenocyprididae. The coding region runs from base 172 to 894 and encodes 240 amino acids.
UCUUUAUGUAUGUGUGUGUAAUCCUUGUGCUGACCCAGAAAGCGCUCAGCAGCAGCAGCAGCUUGUUCAGAUCUGAGUACAGCCACUGGAGAUACCUGCGCUGCUUUACAGAGACUGAUAACACGAAAGAGCAUCUUUACAAGAACAGGAUUUAUUUGACGUUGAAAAGGCAUGGCUGAACACAUGAUGAUGCCAAUGACCCACGGCUCUGCUGGUGGAGGCCUGCAUGGGUAUCGCAUGGGAAUGAACGGCCCUUCAGUGCACGGACACCAGCCCAGUCUGCGGACCCUUCCCAAUGGGCAGCUCAUGCACUACAGCAGGGGGCCCCAGAGCUCCAUGGAAGCGGCCAUGAGGCAGAGGAAUGUGAUGAAUGGCGUAAUGAACGGUCAGGUCACCGGCCAGAUAAGUGGUGGACACCCUCACCAAAUGCAGCAAGCCAAUAUGAUGUACGGAGGUCCGAAUCAGCAACCGCAAGGUCACCCUCAAACCCAGCACCAUCAUAUGCACCCCCAGAACCAACACCCACCGCAGUAUAUGGGUGGAGGAGGCCUUACAGCAUCUCAGCAGCUUAUGGCGAGCAUGCAUCUUCAGAAACUCAAUACCCAGUACCACGGGCACCCUCACGGUCCCAUGAAUGGGCAUCACAUGGGAAGUGUCCAGCACAGAAUGGGUCCUGCUCAGUUGGCAGGCAUGCAGAUGGGGAUGGGCGGGCCAGCGUUGGGCCUCAAUGUCAUGGACAUGGACUUGAUUGAUGAGGAGGUACUGACAUCCUUGGUGUUGGAGCUCGGGCUAGACCGUGUUCAAGAGCUGCCUGAGCUUUUCCUUGGACAAAACGAGUUUGAUUUCAUUUCGGACUUUGUGUGCAAGCAACAACCUAGCACUGUCAGCUGCUAAAAUUCUGCUUCUGGUCCUUAAAUCAAAGAAAGACUUUGUCAUCAAAAAAAAGCCGGGGCAAGACGAGAAAGGCUAAAACAACCAGGUUCUCUGUAUCUGUGAAGCUGUGCUAUGCAUGUUGUAGUGCACACUGUUUGCUUUCAAUGAGGGAAAAGACUUAUGGAUGCUCUUCAGUCUUUGAAGAACUGGGCACAAGUGUGGCUUUGGUGAGCAGGCCUUGUCUUGUCCCAUUGGUCAUCCUGGAUUAAUGGUGACUGAGAGUCCCACGGCUGAAUGUAACUUAACAUGGUGGAAAAAGAAGUCUGCUUGGAACUUUGCAGAAACUGCUUUGCCUCCUCAGGGGCAACUAGAAUCAAUAGCAUUUAGAAAUGUAUUUAUGUAUGACACCUACCAAAAAUCAAACAUGCUCUGUGGUGAUAGAAACUUGCCUUUUCUCAAACUAACCCCAAGACUUCUGAUAAAAGAUGUUUGAAUGAGUGUUAUGUGGGAAUUGAAGGCUGGUACUUCAAAACGGGUCGAUUUUCCAGUAGCUCUUAAUGAUAUUUGAAAUAGUAAGGGGGUGGUGAGGUGGUAGCGGUUGGAUAUGAAACAUUCUUUGUGCGCAGUGUUACACUGUCCCUUUGAUCAUUUUUUUUUUUUUUUCUACAACUAUUCGCAAUUUUAAAAAUGACUGCUUACUGUAAACAUUUUUUUUUUUUUCUAAAUAUGACUGAAUUAGACCCAAAAUGCAUCACUUGCAUAUAGGAUAUGUCUUAAUGCUUACAGGAAUAUUUCUGUGUUAGAUAAACUGGAAAAUGGUGGAAUGUUUUGUAGCCUCCCUUGCUAAAUGCUGAGCCUGUGCUCCCUGCUGAUGAGUCUGAACUGUAAAACUGCCUUAUAGUUUUUUUUAUUUUUUUUUGUUUUUUUUACACAGAUACUGAUGAAUAUUCACUGUAGACAUUCCUACCUUGUUCCAUGGAAUGAGGAAGAAACUGCUGUCUUUAUAUGAUUCAAAAAGGUGACAUCAAAAUUCCAGCUCAAAUGUAGUGUUUGCUCAUAUGCUCCUUAUUGUAGUGAAGAACAUGGAACACGAUAUUCAUUAAGCCACAUUCUGCAUAAAGAAUUAAACGUUCCACUUGUUUCUAAAUUAACCUGAAUGUCAAUUGUUCAACUAAAAAUAACUAUGAAAUAACUGUCGAAAUAACUGCUAACCACAGCACUGAUUUCCUGAUGUGCGUUAAAGCCAACCUUAUAAAACAGCACAAAAUGUUGUUUCCUUCUUCGCUGCCUGAACACUGCAGGUUUAAACUUGAUUACAUUUAAAUUACACUUACAACCUUCUUCUUAAUUGAGGUCAGAAUGGUCAGUCAUCUCAGAUGGCCUGAUAAUUUCAAAAUAGAAAUGUUCAUUUGCGUGCUAUCGCUCAGGUUGGGAACGGCUGCCCUGCUGGGUUUGAGAACUUCCUGUGUCGUUAUGUUGGUAGUUCUUGCCUUGAGUACUCCGUGGGGGUUGGGUUGGUAUGGAAAUAGCACAGCAUACAGUAGUAGUAGGUUAAUCUGUUCCACCAGAGCUGGGCUCAACUCCCUCGGCUUUACCCGCCCCAUAAUUGCUGUACGUACGGCUUGGAAAUGUGAACAGUUGCGAUCAAAUUAAAAAAAAAAAAAAAAAAAAAAAAAA